CGGUGGCGCUCGAAUGAUCUGUUCGGAAUUCAGCAGAGGUACAAGUGAUGAAGAGUGACUGUAUAAGACAGUUUGAACCUGUUUUCAGCUUCUCUUUCUCAUCACACACAAACUGCAUGAAUGUUUGUUUAAAACAUCUGACGUGGAAUAAAAGCUUGCAGCCGGAUUUUGAGACGUGAUGGGCGGCGGAGGACAGCAGACGGAGCAGAUCUCCGGGACCGAACGGAGGUUCGGCACUUACACCUGGGAGGAGGUGCAGAAACACACAAAGCACGGUGAUCAGUGGAUUGUGGUGGACAGGAAGGUUUAUAAUGUGAGCCAGUGGGUGAAACGUCACCCUGGAGGAUUGAGGAUCAUCGGACACUAUGCUGGAGAGGAUGCGACGGAGGCGUUUACUGCGUUUCAUCCAGACCUUCAGCUGGUUGGGAAAUACAUGAAGCCGUUGUUAAUCGGGGAGUUGGAGGCUUCUGAACCCAGUCAAGACUGCCAAAAAAAUGCUGCCCUUGUGGAGGAUUUCCGUGCCCUGCGUGAGCGUCUGGAGGCUGAGGGCUGUUUCAAAACACAACCUCUAUUUUUCUUCUUACACCUGGGUCACAUCCUGCUCCUGGAAGUCAUUGCUCUGCUGAUGGUGUGGUAUCUGGGAACCGGUUGGAUCAACACAGCCAUUGUUGCUGUUUUACUGGCCACCGCACAGUCCCAGGCUGGAUGGUUGCAGCAUGACUUUGGUCAUCUGUCUGUGUUCAAAACCUCUCGAUGGAAUCACCUGGUGCACAAAUUUGUCAUCGGACACCUGAAGGGAGCGUCGGCGGGCUGGUGGAACCAUCGUCACUUCCAGCAUCAUGCUAAACCCAACGUGAUCAAAAAGGACCCAGAUGUCAACAUGCUCAAUGCGUUUGUAGUGGGAGACGUGCAGCCUGUGGAGUACGGGGCUAAAAAAAUCAAGAAUCUGCCGUACAAUCAUCAGCACAAAUACUUCUUCUUCAUUGGACCACCUCUCCUCAUUCCAGUCUAUUUCCAAUUGCAGAUCUUUCAAAAUAUGUUCACACAUGGUCUUUGGGUGGACUUAGUGUGGUGUGUGAGUUAUUACGUUCGAUACCUGCUGUGUUUCACACAGUUUUAUAGCUUGUUUGGAGCAGUGCUGCUGUUUAAUGCCGUCAGGUUCUUGGAGAGUCACUGGUUUGUAUGGGUGACUCAGAUGAGCCACAUCCCCAUGAACAUUGAUUAUGAGAAACACCAUGACUGGUUCAACAUGCAGCUGGUGGCAACCUGUAACAUUGAGCCGUCCUUCUUCAACGACUGGUUCAGCGGACACCUCAACUUUCAGAUCGAGCACCAUCUGUUUCCCACAAUGCCUCGGCACAAUUAUUGGCGAGCAGCACCGCACGUGCGUGCUUUGUGUGACAAAUAUGGAGUUACAUACCAGGAGAAGUCCUUGUACCGGGCCUUUGCCGACAUUGUCAAGUCGUUGGAGAAAUCCGGAGAGCUCUGGCUGGACGCUUACCUCCACAAAUAACAUCUCACUUCCAUUUACAUGAAAACGUUUUCCUCCGGUUAGAACCGGAACAUUAUUCACCAAUCAGAGUGAGCAUGUCAGAGGCAUCCCAAGAGACUGGCUGUGAUUGGUUAGUUUACUAAAUGUCAGGAAUUCUCGUACUAAACGAGCCAAUCAGCUCUCAAAUAUUGUUUUUAGCACCUUAUUUUUUUUGUCUGUGACUGAAGCGUAAUUGUGGCAAUUUGAAUGUGUUUCUUGAGAGUGAUCGGAGAUGUCUCGUUCUUAAUAAGGCUGUAUGGAAGGUAUGUGAUGGUCCUUGAAAGUCAUGUGAUUACAAUCGCUGCGUUAUAGAUUUGCAUAGUUGUUGCAAUAGAUGGACUGGACAUUUUUGAGACUUUUAAUCUUUUUAUUAGUAAUUAUAUUUCUCAAAUUUACAAUACAGUGAUUUGUUUUUACAGUAUAAAUAUUUUAAUUCAAUUAUUUUGACAAAAACUAGCAAAAGGGUAAUACUAAAAGGUUGUACUUUAGGUUUCAUGUGAAUAUUAAUUUGACUUCCUGCUACUUUUAAGGAUUACCGAUUAAAACUAAUCUCUGCAUUAA
This is a messenger RNA of Xyrauchen texanus (razorback sucker), 2092 nucleotides long. RefSeq names its product acyl-CoA 6-desaturase-like. Gene Ontology annotation, cellular component: membrane. Gene Ontology annotation, molecular function: oxidoreductase activity, acting on paired donors, with oxidation of a pair of donors resulting in the reduction of molecular oxygen to two molecules of water. Gene Ontology annotation, biological process: lipid metabolic process. Bases 179 to 1513 code for a protein of 444 amino acids. The transcript has 13 exons. Lineage: Eukaryota; Metazoa; Chordata; Actinopteri; Cypriniformes; Catostomidae. The record is from RefSeq and is a predicted model, not a curated record.